AUGACACCCAGAAUUGAAAGUGAGGAAUCUGCUCCUCUAGUAAAUAAAAACAACAACAAUAAUAACGAUAAUAAUAAUAAUAAUAAUGUUGAUGAAGAAAACCCUUUAAUAAUAGAAAGUGGUAUUCCAAUUGAAGAUUUAGAACAAAAAAAUAAACCAUAUUUAAUUAAAGUACCAAAUAUUGAUAAACCAGAUUCUAAAUGGAUAAAUUUUAAAACAUUAUGGGCAUUUACAGGACCAGGAUUUUUAAUGAGUAUAGCAUAUUUAGAUCCUGGUAAUUUAGAGAGUGAUAUUCAAGCAGGAGCAAUGGCAGGAUAUCAAUUACUUUGGGUAUUAUUUUGGUCAACAGUUAUUGGAUUUUGGUUACAAAUGUUAGCAUCAAGAUUGGGUGUUGUAACAGGUAAACAUUUAGCUGAACAUUGUAGAGAACAAUAUCCAAAGACACCAAGGCUAUUGUUAUGGUUAAUGACAGAGUUGGCCAUUAUAGGUAGUGAUAUUCAAGAGGUUAUCGGUACUGCGAUUGCCUUGCAAAUCUUAUCGAAUGGACAUAUACCAUUAUGGGCUGGUGUAUUAUUCACUGCAGCUGAUACAUUCACAUUUUUAUUUUUAGAGAAAUAUGGUAUUAGAAAGUUGGAGGCAUUCUUUUGCUCCUUGAUUGCAAUCAUGGCCAUUUCUUUUGGUGUAGAAUACAUCAUUAGCAAGCCCGACCAAAUUGAGGUGGUAAAAGGUGUAUUCAUACCAUUAUGCUCACAGAACAACAUUUCCCAAGCUGUGGGUAUCUUGGGGGCAGUUGUAAUGCCACAUAAUAUCUACUUACAUAGCGCUUUGGUACAGUCAAGAGAAAUCGAUAGAAAGAGUGAAACUCAAGUAAAAAUCGCAAAUAAAUACAAUCGUUUAGAAUCUGCAUUCGCAUUGAUCAUCUCUUUUAUUAUUAAUCUAUUAUUGGUAUCAGUUUUCGCUAAAGGAUUCUAUGGAGAAACUACAGAGAUUGGGUUAUCAUCGGCUGCUGAUUUCCUUAUGGACAAGUAUGGUAAGGUUGCAAAAUACAUUUGGGCAAUCGGUUUAUUUAGUGCUGGUCAAUGCUCGACUAUGACAGGUACCUAUAGUGGUCAAUUUGUAAUGGAAGGUUUCUUAAAAUUAAAAAUCGCACCUUGGAAAAGAUUAUUAAUCACCCGUUGUACCGCUAUCGUUCCUGCUAUGGUUGUUGCUAUAUUAUCGACUUCUCAUUUGGAUUCUUUAGAUCAAUGGUUAAACAUUUUGCAAAGUAUUCAAUUACCCUUUGCAGUGGUACCUGUAUUAUUAUUUACAAGCUCUGAGAAAAUUAUGGGUUCAAAAUUUAAAAAUCAUUGGUUAAAUAAUCAAUUUGUUAGAUUUUUAUCACUAUUAAUCAUUGCAAUCAACAUUUAUUUAAUUAUCACUUUCUCAAUGCAAAUCUCUGAAUCAGCUUGGAUGAUUUCAAUAGUUUCAAUAUCUUUCUUUUUUUAUUUCAUUUUCAUAGUUUAUUUAUCAAUGGGUCAAGAAAACUUUAAUUCUAUGACUAAAAAAAUCAAAAAUUUAUUUAAUAAUAAUUCAAAUCAAACUUAUAAUAAUAUUAAUUAUUAA
Molecule: messenger RNA, 1602 nt
Organism: Dictyostelium discoideum AX4
Lineage: Eukaryota; Evosea; Eumycetozoa; Dictyosteliales; Dictyosteliaceae
Gene: nramp1
Product: solute carrier family 11 member 1
Exons: 2
Coding region: 1-1602 (533 amino acids)
Biological process (GO): metal ion transport; manganese ion transmembrane transport
Cellular component (GO): phagocytic vesicle membrane; endosome membrane; membrane
Molecular function (GO): metal ion transmembrane transporter activity
Source: RefSeq, a predicted model, not a curated record